GGAAGUGUUGAUCACGUGACCCACCUCUGUUGUAAAUAUUUUUCUCCUGAGAGUGAAUGAUAGCUGAUAUCGCGGUUUUAACAGCAUAAAUGUUUACACGAUCUAACAUUUCCUUACUUUAAACGGCGUGGGAUUAAUUUAACACGUCUACUCUAUUUGAAUAGUGAAGUUAAGCAGAAAAGAUGAACGUAGAUCUUCCGCAAACAGGACAGACCGGAGCAGCAGCCACAUCCAGCACAUCCACCACCACCAACAGCAGCAACUGCGUCCCGAACAGCACCUCUGCCGCGAAUGCCAGUAGCAUACCUGUGGUCGGCAGCAUUAAUGUUUCCACCUCAGCUGCCAUGGCAACCCCAUCUGACUCGACCGUGUCAAACGGCGUGUAUGUGCCCACAGGGAUCACCAAUGGUGAUGUAAAGCCUGUUAUCUCAACGACACCACUGGCUGAUUUCCUGAUGCAGUUGGAGGACUACACUCCCACAAUCCCAGAUGCAGUUACAGGAUACUACCUCAAUCGAGCUGGUUUUGAAGCAUCAGAUCCAAGAAUAAUCCGUCUCAUCUCCCUGGCAUCUCAGAAGUUCAUCUCAGACAUUGCAAAUGAUGCACUGCAGCACUGCAAAAUGAAGGGCACAGCCUCUGGAAGCUCCAGAAACAAGGCCAAGGACAAGAAGUACACACUGACAAUGGAAGAUCUGACUCCAGCACUGUCAGAAUAUGGCAUAAAUGUUAAGAAACCUCACUACUUCAUUUGAGGAGAUGUGCUUCACUAAAAUGGACUGCUGGAAUUGUGUUUGUCACAUCAAAGCUCUGAAGAAAUUGUCCUGUAGCGUGGGAAGAUCAGCACACUAGGCAAGAAGUGGAACCUUUAGGGAUAUAGCAGAUUUUUUCUAUUUUCUUUAAAGGGAUAGUUCACCCAAAAAUGAAAAUUCUCUCAUCAUUUACUCACCCUCAUGCCAUCCCAGAUGUGUAUGAUUUUCUAUCUUCAGCUGAAUACCAACAAAGGUUUUUAGAAGAAUAUCUCAGCUCUGUUUAUCCAUGCAAUGCAAGUGAAUGGUGGCCAGAACAUUGAAGCUCUAAAAGAACAUAAAGGCAUCAUAAAAGUAACCGUUAGACUCCAGUGGUUAAAUCCAUGUCUUCAGAAGCGAUAUGAUAGGUGUGGGUGAGAAACAGAACAAUAUUUAUGUCCUUUUUUACUAUAAAUUCUCCUCCCUGCCCAGGAGGUUGUGAUAUGCACAAAGAAUGGAAAUUGCCUAAAACAAAAGAAGAAUGUGAAAGUGGAGUAAAAAAUAAAUAAAAAAGGAAUUAAAUAUUGAUCUGUUUUUCACCCACGCCUAUCAUAUCACUUCAGAAGUUAGAGAUUUAACCACUGGAGUCGUUAGGAUUAAUUUUAUGCGGCAUUAUGCUGCAUUUAUGUACUUUUUGGAGUGUCAGAGUUCUGGUCACCAUUCACUUGCAUAAAAUGGAUCUACAGAGCUGAGAUAUUCUUCUAAAAAUCUUUGCGUUCUGCAGAAGAAAAAAAGUCACACAUCUGGGAUGCAUGAGUGUGAGUAAAUCAGGAGAUAAUUUUCAUUUUUAGUCAAACUAUUCCUUUAAGCAUAUUUGAGUUCUUUGAUUAUUUCACAUCAUAUGUGACUUUUGUUGACAUCAGUAACAUUCUCUAUAAAUAAAUUCCUUGAGUUAUGUUUGUUUUAAGUUAGUAUAAAGUAUACAAUUAUUGAACUCUGGGGGGGGGUUUGGUAGCAUCAAUACAUACUGUACAAAUUUGCAAAAACACACCUCACUCUCUUCUCUUCUUUAUGGAUAUAGUUUCACACCAUAUGAGGCUUGAGUUGUAAGGUGUUGCAGUAUUAAUAGAAUCUGGAGCUGCUCUCAAAUUUCCCUCUCUAGAAUAGUAUUAUACAGUAUGCAGUACAGCCGCACUGGCAAGAGAGAGCUCAUUACUCCAUCUGGUAUAGAGCAAAGAUAAAGAGACUAGCCUUUGCUGUGUACUAUUUGCAGUUACUUUUCCACUGUAUGUGCACACAGGGAAAUAUUAUGUAGAUAUACAAACAAUGAUGGGAGCAUAAGUUAUGUAAAAUACAUUUCAUUCAUCUUUCAA
Messenger RNA from Myxocyprinus asiaticus (Chinese sucker), 2098 nucleotides. Its product is annotated as transcription initiation factor TFIID subunit 10-like. Gene Ontology annotation, biological process: transcription initiation at RNA polymerase II promoter. Gene Ontology annotation, cellular component: SAGA complex; transcription factor TFIID complex; nucleus. The record is from RefSeq and is a predicted model, not a curated record. Gene Ontology annotation, molecular function: promoter-specific chromatin binding; RNA polymerase II general transcription initiation factor activity. Lineage: Eukaryota; Metazoa; Chordata; Actinopteri; Cypriniformes; Catostomidae. Bases 183 to 752 code for a protein of 189 amino acids. The transcript has 5 exons.